Molecule: messenger RNA, 2139 nt
Organism: Saccostrea echinata
Lineage: Eukaryota; Metazoa; Mollusca; Bivalvia; Ostreida; Ostreidae
Exons: 2
Coding region: 212-1003 (263 amino acids)
Molecular function (GO): zinc ion binding; nucleic acid binding
Source: RefSeq, a predicted model, not a curated record
UAUUUAUAAAUGGUAUCGGAAACACGUGGUGUUGUUUGUUUACGUGUUUAGGAAGUAUUUAUAGUAUCUAAGAUUUGAUUGGGUUUUAACGAUUGAUAUGAGUUCAAAUGAAAUCGUGCGGAACAGGUAGUUUACCUGUGUCCAGGUAUUAAGAAUAAGAGGUUAUUCGAGGUUUCGCUGCGCUUAGUGCAACAAGUAAAAAGUCGAAUAGAUGUCUCGGCAAAAAACAGAUUUCUUGGCCCAAUACCGGGAGGAAGAUGAGUCUCUAGACGAAACUCUACUACAAGAAACCGCUGGUGAACAGAAAACCACUCGCAAGACGGCAAAUUCUGCGGAGAUCUCUGGACACUCUAGCCCCCGUGUAAGUGCGGACUUGGCCGACACCUUCAACCUGUUCAAGUCAUACCUGGACAACAAACUAGAUACUCUCAAGGAGGAACUCUCUACGGGUAACGACAUCGAAAAUUUAACAAAAACCAUUAACAAAGAGGUCUCUGUAAAAUUCAAGAGUGAAGGGAACAAAAUUCAGUUUAACUUUAAUACUGAAAUAUUGGGUGAUUUGAAUAAACUUAAAAAGCGCAUUUCAGAUUCUUCCACUUUGAGCAUCGUUAGAGAGCUCAUUUCCAAGGUUACUAAGCGUAACAAGCUCAUCAGGAUUGCCGAUAAAUCUCCGGCCGGGUGGUCGACAGUCCGUGAGUAUGAAAGUGAUGAUUUGGCCUCCGACUCUGAGGACGAAAAACGUCUACGUCAAGCUGAAAACCGAGCAUUACGAGCUAUCAAGGAAAAACGCCGUUUUCAGCCAUACUCCAAGUCUGGUUCUGCAACAACUUCGCUACCUGAUGGUAGGUCUGGUGGUUCUGGCCGUAAUUUUCGUCCCUACAAGCGUAAGGAGGCCUCUCCAUACGACGUGUGCUACAACUGCCAUAAGCUCGGCCAUUGGAAAUCCGCAUGCACUGCCCCAGCCAGAACCAACAACCCAAGCACAAGCUCGUCAACCCAGUGAUUAUGAGAAUCAUUUUGCAGAUGUUUUCAAAACUGGAAAUUGGAUUUCGUUAUGGAGGACCUCUCAUCCCUCCUUACAAUCGCUGGCAAAGAAACUUCCGGAUUUAAUCAUGAAUUCCAAGGCUGAAAACACAAGAAAAACAUACGGAUAUGCUUUCAAUAAAUUUCGUAAGUGGUGUUUUACACAUAAUAUUUCAUAUCUUCCUGCAACGGAUUUCCAUGUAUCGUUAUACUUAACAAGUCUCAGUAAUACAUGUAGCAGUGCAGGGACAAUUGACGAGGCUUUUUAUGCAAUUAGCUGGGCGCAUAAAUUGGCGGGAUUUCCCAAUCCCUGUUCAUCCGAACUUACUAUUUCAGCCAGAGAGGGAUGCCAUAGAACUAUCGGGAAACAGUUGAUAAAUAAAAAAGAACCUAUUACCUCCAAUAUACUGAAACAAUUGUGUGCUCUUUACGGAGGUGAAUCGUGUUCUUUGUUAGAUAUUAGAAUAUGUUGUAUGUGCUUAUUAAGUUAUGCUGUUUUUUUUUAAGAUUUUCAGAACUUGUUCAUUUGAAGAGAUCAGAUAUAUGUUUUUAUGACAAUUAUAUGACUCUUACUAUUCAGAAAAGCAAAACAGAUCGUUAUAAAGUGGGGAGCAAUGUAGUUGUGUCAUGUACGAAUGAAAUUACAUGUCCUGUGAGAAUGACCAGAAGAUAUCUCAGUCUAGCAAACAUUAACGACCAAUCUAAUGAAUAUUUGUUUAGAUCUAUCACUUAUUGUAAAAGUUCUAACACAUACAAAUUAAGAGGAGAAAAGUACUUGUCAUAUACAAGGGCUAGAGAGAUUCUUCUGGACGCGCUCGCAUCAUUGGGUUUAGAUAGAACUAAGUUUGGUCUGCAUAGUCUUCGCGCUGGCGGGGCUACUGCAGCGGCCAACCAUGGUGUUUGUGAUAGACUAUUUAAAAAACAUGGCCGGUGGAAAUCUGAUACUGCUAAAGACGGAUAUGUGUCAGAAAAUCUUAGACAGCAACUGUCAGUUACGAAAAAUUUGGGUAUAUAAAGUGUGGGUUUUUGCUUCUGUCUUUAUUGGUCGAGGUCUGUUGCACAGACGCAGGCGAUGCCGUUCCUAAACAUGUGUUGGAGUUUUGAAUUUAUAAAUAA